AUGAAAGCUUUCCGCUAUUAAGUUACUCUCAAUAUUAGCAAAGUAGAGCUCUCUGUUAAAUUUCCUUGUACUUUAUAAGUUAUGUGGAAAAGAGGACUCAACAAAUGUUUAACAAGAACCAAAGAAAAAACUAGAAAUACUUUUAUUGUUAACGAAGUACUUACUCUUGAUUUCAAUGUUGCAGAAAACACUUAAAAAAAAACACAUCUUAUCACUCUUCUUAAUGUUGAUGGAUAAUCAAAACUUGCUGGAGUUGUUAAUUUUAAUAUUAAUGAAACUAUGCCAAUUGAAGGAUAAUGUGCACUUAAUCUAGAAAGAAGUCCUGAUCCUAAUGCUAAAAUAUACUUUACAUAUCAAGUUGUCAAUCUAGGAGAAACUGAUCUUAGUGAUAGUAGAACCAGUGAAUCAUUUCAUCAAAAAACACUUGCAGAAUCAUUCGGUUUUGAAAAAGAGAAUCAAAAUCAAAAAAUUCUUAGUCAAAAGAAAUCUUCCACUUAAUAAAUAUCCAAUUAUGAAGUUUAAUUAACCAAAGAAUUAUAUGAAAAGAGUCUUAAAGAUCUUGAUCAAUAAAAAAUUAAAAAUUCAUAACUAUUAGAUUAAAUUAAUCUAUUAUCAAAUGAAAAAUCAACCUAUACUGAUGAACUUAAUAAAUUGAAAAAAUAAAUUAUCUAACUUUAAAAUGAAAAUUAAUAUCUAGAAGAAUAAUAUGAAUCAUCUAAAUAAGAAAUUAUUAAAUUCAAAGAAGCUGCUCAAUAAAUGACUUAACUUUAAGUAUUGAAUGAAAAAAUGAAUCAUGAAAUUGAAAAUUAUAAAAUUCAAAAUUCUAUCUUAGAAAAUAAAUACUAACAAACAUUCAAAAAGGCUAAACAAUUAGAAGAAAAAGUUGAAUUUUCUCACUUUAAUAAAAUUGAAAGAUCUACUAACACUUAAUUUAAUGAAAUCCCAGAAUAUGUUUAAUAGAAUAAUACUAUAGCAUAAUUAGAUGAAUAAGUUAAGGAAUAUAAGAGAAAAAAUGAUAAAAUUACUUAUGAGUUGCAAUUCACAAAUAAUAAGUUAAAGACUUUAGAAUAAGAAUUAUCAUAAAUGAAAUGCUAAGUGAUUCAAUAUCAAACUUAAUAGACUCAAUUAAAAGAUUAAUGUAACAAAUAUGAAACUGAUAAUACUAAAUUAAAGAUGUUGAUCAAAUAAUUGGAAUAGGAUUAAAAUAACAAAGAAAAGAUCUAAAAUAAAAGUUGCAUUGACUUUCAGAAAUAAGUUGACUCAUUAAAAGAUCAACUUAAAUUGAAUACUGAAAAAGUAUCUAAGAAUAUAUAUUUAUUUUUUUUAGUUAGAGUAGGUGAAGGAGAAGUACCAAUAAGCAAAAGAGCGCAUUGAAAAAUAAAAUGAUAUAAUUGAAUAAUAGAAUGAUGAACUCACUAUGCAAAAUAUGACAUUUCUUAAAGAAUUAUAAUUAAUUGCAAAAAGGUAGGAAUAAUUUGGAAUAGUUUGA
This is a messenger RNA of Paramecium sonneborni, 1489 nucleotides long. The record is from the annotation of a GenBank genome assembly. NCBI's taxonomy places the organism in Eukaryota, Ciliophora, Oligohymenophorea, Peniculida, Parameciidae.